This is a messenger RNA of Xenopus laevis (African clawed frog), 1720 nucleotides long. RefSeq names its product transcriptional adaptor 2B S homeolog (gene tada2b.S). The record is from RefSeq and is a predicted model, not a curated record. Lineage: Eukaryota; Metazoa; Chordata; Amphibia; Anura; Pipidae. Gene Ontology annotation, molecular function: chromatin binding; zinc ion binding; transcription coactivator activity. Gene Ontology annotation, cellular component: SAGA-type complex; nucleus. Gene Ontology annotation, biological process: regulation of transcription by RNA polymerase II; positive regulation of DNA-templated transcription; chromatin remodeling. The transcript is spliced from 2 exons. Bases 1 to 1263 code for a protein of 420 amino acids.
AUGGCGGACCUGAGCAAGAAGUACUGCGUAUAUUGCUUAGCCGAUGUGACCAGCCUGCGCCUCCGUUGCACGGAAUGUCAGGACAUCGAGCUGUGCACAGACUGCUUCUCGGCGGGGGCAGAGAUCGGCAAUCACCGGCGGUGGCACGGCUACCAAUUAGUAGACGGCGGCAGAUUCACCCUAUGGGGGCCCGAAGCCGAGGGAGGCUGGACCAGCAGGGAAGAGCAGCUGCUGCUCGAUGCAAUCGAACAAUUUGGCUUUGGAAACUGGGAGGAUAUGGCUGCACACGUGGGAGCUUCCAGAACACCAACAGAAGUAAUGGAACACUACGUCACCAUGUAUAUUCACGGCAACCUAGGGAAAGCAUGUAUUCCAGACAGUAUCCCCAACAGAGUAACUGAUCACACAUGUCCCACAGGAGGUCCACUGUCCCCGAGCCUCACCGCCCCACAGACUCCUUUAGACUUAACAGUUGCAGAUCAGCAGCAGUUGGGGUACAUGCCACUCCGAGAUGACUAUGAAAUUGAAUACGACCAGGAUGCAGAAACUCUAAUUAGUGGGUUGUCUGUAAAUUAUGAUGAUGACGAUGUUGAAGUAGAACUAAAAGAAGCCUACGUGGAUAUGUAUGUAAGGAAACUCAAAGAAAGGCAACGGAGGAAAAGCAUAGCAAGGGAUUACAAUCUUGUGCCUGCCUUUUUGGGUAAAGAUAAAAAGGACAAAGAGAAACCGGGCAAACGGAAAAUUUCCAAAGAGGAGAAAGAGCUCCGAUUAAAACUGAGGCCGUUGUAUCAGUUCAUGUCAAACAAGGAAAUCGAGGACUUUUUCGAGAACACGCACAAAGAGCGGAUGCUUAGGGCUAAGAUCCGGGAACUGCAGAGGUACCGCCGCAAUGGCAUCACCAAGAUGGAGGAAUCUGCUGAGUAUGAAGCUGCCAGACAUAAACGGGAGAAGAGGAAAGAAAAUAAGAACAUUGCAAACAACAAGAGAGGUAGAGAAGAUGGCAAGGAGAGUGAAUUUGCUGCCAUUGAAAACCUUGCUGGGUUUGAACUGUUGUCUGACAGGGAGAAGGUGCUGUGCAGCUCCCUCAAUUUGAGCCCCACUCGCUAUCUGACUGUAAAAACCAUCUUUAUUAAGGACCACCUACAGAAACGGCAAGGGAUCCCUUCUAAAAGCCGCCUCCCCAGCUAUCUGGAUAAAGUAUUAAAGAAAAGGAUUUUAAAUUUCCUAACAGAGAGUGGCUGGAUAGCUAGAGAUGCAUCCUGACAGGUUCUUCUUUGAAAGACUUCAAGGCACAGAGAGUCCUGUUUAUAUGUCCUCCUAUUAACCCUUCAUGCUACAGUGAUAAGUGGCCAUUGGGUUUCUCAUCACAGCAGUGUGAUGAGGGGAAACACUUGGUGUUAUGUUUUAUACAUCCAUUCACACUGUGCUCCAAUCACAUGUACUUCAAGUACAACACAAGGAGUUACGUGGCUGUUUGCAAUUUAGGUCUAACACAGGUUCAGUGGCUGGAAAGGAAUUGCUCCCAAAACGUUUCCCUAAGGGAAUAGCUGCUGUGCAGUACAUUAGAAAGGGUGAUUGAUAUCCAUAUAUUUGUAUCUUGUCUAUAUUGGAGAACAUGGGGAUAACGUAUCCCAGGUGGGCAAAUCAGCUUUUUGAUCUGUUACCAUGCCGAUGGACAGAAAUAAGUGUACAUUUUUGAUUAAACUGUUUGCAGAUUCUA